Molecule: messenger RNA, 933 nt
Organism: Glycine soja
Lineage: Eukaryota; Viridiplantae; Streptophyta; Magnoliopsida; Fabales; Fabaceae
Product: expansin-like B1
Exons: 4
Coding region: 64-789 (241 amino acids)
Cellular component (GO): extracellular region
Source: RefSeq, a predicted model, not a curated record
CUUUUUCUCAUUUUCUUAUACUUUUGCCUUGUAGCAUUGGCCACUUAAUUAUAAUUUAGGCAUAUGGAACUCAGUUUUAAGCACCAACUUGGGCUAGUUUGUGUCAUAUUGUUCUUCCCUGCACUGUGUAACUGUCAGGAAUAUAUUGGCCCUGUUGAUGAUUACUGGAAUCCAAUUGGAGCUUGUGGGUUCGGCGAAUAUGGAAAGACGGUGAAUAAUGGCAUUGUCGCAGCAGUGUCUGAGCCGCUAUGGAGGGAUGGAGCUGGCUGUGGUACAUGCUAUCAGGUAUGCUGCAAACUGCAAUGCUGCGAUGAGAAGGGAGUAUACGUGGUAGUAAGUGAUGCACAGGGAGACAGAAGAAACUCCAGCUUGACCUUGAGCCCUGGAGCCUUGUCAAUAUUAGUACACAACAAACCUGGAUGUGCAAAUCGGAUCAAACAUGACAUGGGCGAUAUUGUAAUCAAAAGGGUGCCCUGUAGAUACCCUGGCAACAUCAAGCUCCGUGUCCAGGAGAGCAGCAAAAACCCAGGCUACUUUGCAGUUGUCAUUCUCGACGUAAAUGGAAUACGCGACAUCACUGCAGUUGAGAUGUGGCUGAAGAGUCAACAAAGAUGGGAACCACUGCGCAGGUCCUAUGGGGCAGUGUUUGACUUUGCUAACCCACCCAGUGGUGAAAUCCUCUUGAGGUUUAAAGCGGGCUUUUGGAAGCAGGCGAAAAUCCCUGCUAAUUGGAAGCCUGGAGCAACUUAUGACACCAAAGUUCAGAUCCCAGGAACAUAUUACAAAUAAUAAUUACAGAUGUGUAUGUAUUCUAAUAAUAAUUAUUUAUGAAAAAUACGCAUGCACUUUCAGACCCGAUGAAACUAUUACAAAUAAUAAGUACUUGUAUUAAUUCUGUUAAUUUGUUUGUUAUCAGUACUCGAUGUUGUUGUA